Messenger RNA from Rhizophagus irregularis DAOM 181602=DAOM 197198, 1573 nucleotides. RefSeq lists its product as uncharacterized. Lineage: Eukaryota; Fungi; Glomeromycota; Glomeromycetes; Glomerales; Glomeraceae. The record is from RefSeq and is a predicted model, not a curated record. Gene Ontology annotation, biological process: GDP-mannose biosynthetic process; carbohydrate metabolic process. Gene Ontology annotation, molecular function: mannose-6-phosphate isomerase activity; zinc ion binding. Gene Ontology annotation, cellular component: cytosol.
AAUUGUAAAAUGUCCAAACCGGCAGUUUAUAAAUUGAAAUGUGCAGUCCAAAACUAUGACUGGGGAAAAAUUGGAAGUGAGAGUAAAGUAGCUCAGUUCGCUCAAAUUUCAAAAGAUUUUGAGAUUCAGCUUGAUAAACCAUAUGCUGAGUUGUGGAUGGGAACACAUCCAAAUGGACCAAGUGUAUUGGCUGAACAAUCAUCAAUUUCACUUAAAGAAAAAAUAGAAUCAAAUCCAAGCGAAUUACUUACAUCAGAAAUUUCUAAAAUAUACAAAAAUGAUUUACCAUUCUUAUUUAAAGUAUUAUCUGUACGCAUAGCUCUCUCUAUUCAAGCACAUCCUGAUAAAAAACUUGGAAAAGAAUUAUUCGAAAAAUUUCCAAAGAUUUAUAAAGAUCCAAAUCAUAAGCCUGAAAUGGCUAUAGCAAUUACAGAAUUUGAAGCUUUAUUUGGAUUUAGACCUCUAGAAGAAAUAAAAUCACUUCUUAAUGAAUAUCCAGAAUUCACCGAGCUUAUUGGAAAUGAAAUUUCUUCUCAUUUUCUUCAAAUAGUUAAUGGAAGGGAAGUUUCUCAGCUUACAGAAGAUAUUGAAUUAAAUAAAUCUGCCCUUCGUGAAUUAUUUACUAAAGUUAUGACAACAAAUGAAUUGUCCGUUUCUCAACAAGUUGAUAAGCUAAUUAAAAGGUUAAAAUCCAAUAAUCAUUCUCCUCUUGUGAAAGGAAGCGUUCCCGAACUUCUAAUUAGAUUAAAUGAUCAAUUUCCUGGUGAUGUGGGGAUAUUUUGUGUUUUAUUGUUAAAUUAUAUAAAAUUGGAUCCUGGACAAGCUAUAUUUUUAGGUGCAAAUGAGCCUCAUGCAUAUUUAUCUGGAGAUAUUGUGGAGUGUAUGGCAGCUAGUGAUAAUGUGAUCCGUGCGGGAUUAACUCCCAAAUUUAAAGAUGUUAACGUACUUACAGAUAUGUUAACUUACCGUUAUGGUAGUGCUGAAUCUCAACUUCUCGCUCCAAUUCCAUAUAAUAACAAUAAAUUGACCGUUUUAUAUGAUCCGCCAAUCGAAGAAUUUUCUGUUAGCAUGACUCAAAUUAAUUCUCUGGACAAAAAAGAAGUUUUCGAUGGGAUUCCAGGUCCUAGCGUUAUAAUCGUUACUAAUGGGAAAGGAACUUUGAAAGUUAAUAAUUUAUUAGAAUCAUUAGAACCUGGAAGUGUAUUUUUUAUUGGUGCUAAUGUCCCCAUAACAAUUGAGGCUGAAGUAGAUGGUAGUAAUAAGUUAGAUUUAUUUAGAGCAUUUUGUACUUUAAAAUAAUAUUUCAUAUUUGUAAUACAUUUAUUUUCAUGUACAAGAAGCUAUUUCUUCAAACAUUAAGUAUAUAACUUGAAGUAUCACAUUGUUAAUUAUAGCCUACUUUCUUUUUCGUAUAUACCAUUAACUUGUUCACAUAUAUCCCUCAUCUCUUUCAAUGCAUUCACAAUAUUUUGUCUUAAAGCAUUUGAGUCUGUUUCGGUUGAGGAAUAUUUGGACUCUAUACCAAAUUUCAAUAAAUUAUCUCCAGUAAGAUAGUUGAUACCAUAUCCAUUAG